Messenger RNA from Enhydra lutris kenyoni (northern sea otter), 3191 nucleotides. RefSeq names its product transmembrane protein 154 (gene TMEM154). NCBI's taxonomy places the organism in Eukaryota, Metazoa, Chordata, Mammalia, Carnivora, Mustelidae. The coding region runs from base 171 to 806 and encodes 211 amino acids. The transcript is spliced from 8 exons. The record is from RefSeq and is a predicted model, not a curated record.
UGCAGGGCAACUUCUCUUUUGCAAUCCUUGCUGGUCUGACAGGCUCCUACAGAAUUACAUCACUUCCUAAAAAACAGGCAAACACCUCUCCUUCAAGUUAGCACCGACCCAAACAAGCAGGAAACAGGAAAUGUUCAGGUUUCAGGGAGGCUGAAGCGCAGCGCAGCAUCAUGACGGGGCGGCGGCGAGCGGACAGGAAGGUUCCCGGGGCUGCCCUCGCCUUUGCCCUGGCGAUCACGCUCCUUCCCACCGGCCAGGCUCAGGAAAACAUCACAAGAGGCCUGGAGACAGCAGAUGAAAAACCAGGGGUCAAUUCCAAUUUUUUUGAGGAAACAGAACAGUCAGCAGAUAUGUCCCUGGAAGAGGAAAGAAGAUAUGAAGAUUCUAAUAUACAAAAUACAUUUGAUACAGUGACCACAGGAGCACUCACUGCAAAUUCAAGUUUCAGCGACUUUGACGAGGAUGAGAAUCAGUUAGAGUUUGUAUUAAUGGUGUUGAUCCCACUGGUUUUAUUUGCUCUCCUAUUUUUAUCAGUGAUAAUCCUUAUAAUACGCUAUAAAAGAAAAAAAGCCAAACAAGAAACUUCUAGCCGAGGAUCUCAGAGUGCCUUACAGACAUGUGAACUGGGAAGUGAAAAUAUCAAAGUCCCCAUUUUUGAGGAGGACACACCCUCUGUUAUGGAAAUCGAGAUGGAAGAGCUUGACAAGUGGAUGAACAGCAUGAAUAAAAAUGCUGACUGUGAAUGUUUACCUACUUUAAAGGAAGAGAAGGAAUCAAACCACAACCCAAGUGACAAUGAAUCCUGAAACUGAAUGGUGCUAAUGUUUUCCAAGAGAAGCCGCCCCAGAGGGAGCUUGCUAGCCUGCCAACAGAGGAUGAAGAGGAUGCAAAUUUAAUUAAUUUCAAAUCAACGUAGACACAAGAACCUUUGCUGUUUCUUCCAACGCCCACUCUUCCUAAUGAUGGCAUCACCUGUACUUGGAAGAAUGCACAAUUGAGCAGCACUAGGAAGAAGCUUGGCUGCCGUCCAUGCUAGCUGCUGAGGGAGGAGGAACCACAUGGUAUCCCCCUCUCAUCAGGGCCUCUUCCCUCCCAUCCACCCGCCUCUCACUGCCUGUACUCACUCUGGCCAUGCUCUCUAGGUCUUACCUUUCUACUUCACUCCUCGGAGUUUAAAUCAGGAAGCUGUUUUAUAUAUGGCUUCCUUCUGGGUCACCUUGUUACCGAAUUAGCUCUGGAUAAUUUCCUCUGAUUAGUCAAGUCGUCUGAUAGGUCAUCUGCGUUCAGCAGGAACUUUCCUCAAGGCAAGUUACAUCAUGGGAGAGACAGAAAACAAAGCGAGUGGUUCACUGUAUACAUCAUCCCAGGGGCUUGGUAAGCUCACCUACCUGCCCAGAAGACAUACGGAGAGAGUCUGCCAUCCUGAUGCUGUUUGGUGCCUUGACUCUGAGUUGGCCGGACCCUUUGGGACCUUCUCUGAGGAAUUGGAAUCUUCAGUGAGAGAGCAAAGUGAUUUCCUUCUCAGCUAAAAUCACCUGUCGGUUCACAUUUUCCCCAGACCUCAUUCUUGCUCUCACCACACCUCCCUUGCCUAUGGUAUGUGAAUAGGACAUGUACACAGGGGGAUCAGCUGUCAACCUUCUUUGUUCUUGAGAUCCUUAAGGUCAUUUGAAACAAACAGAAUAGGAAUAGGAAAUACUUGUGUCUGUGGCAGAUAUCACUCAGUGUACUUUCCUAUCAGGCUGGGACAAGCCUCGUGUCCUCCUCUACAAAGCUCUCCAGGAGGCCACAAUCAGUCCAUCGGAGAGGACAUUCUCCGCCAUAUUUGUUGACACCCUUUACAAGAAGCGGUGGUGCAGUAGGGUCUGCUUAUCAUUCCCAUUCACGUAAAAUCAUUCCUCAUUUAAUCCCUAAUUUUCUCCUUUAAAGCAAUCUAGCAAGUUGGGAGUCCUCAGAUCUUCUACACACCUGAUAUUUUAUUCUAGGAAAGAAGUAAAGAAUGAAAACUUUAUUUAUUUUAUUCUCUACAUAUAAACUGAGGGGAGAUGAGGUUCACCAAACAUUUGCUGCUGAAUUUGGGGUCUUGCGUUUGAAAGGCCGCCUUAAUGCAUAACAAAAACGGCCCCUCUCCCUCCUUUUGGAAUCCCUCUGUCAUGCUCACCUUCGGGACUGUGCCCAUACUUUUAAAGGCAGAGCUCCAAAGCUAGGGAGAUCUUUCCACACAAUGAAAGAAAACGAUCUGGUUGUGUUUAACCACGGCUAAUUCUGCUAUCCUGAGACUUCAUACAGCUUUGGCAAAAGACAGUCUUCGUGGUAUAUAAUUUCAACAGAUUUAUCUGUCAUAUUCUCGUUAGUACAUCCUAAUACGGUAUUUUUGUUUUCACUUCUGUUAUGUACAUUCAUAUUCAACUUGUGGUCCACAGUGACUCCCAGAUACUUAUGCCAAAAUUGUCAUUUUCUGAAUCAUCGUUUCAGCCUAUUUUGUUAAUUUUGUUCCUUCUCAACAUUUUGACUCUCAGAAGACUCUCUGAUUGCUUCUUUCUCUCUCUAAGCAUCCAAGAUUUGGGGGGAACACUGAGCCCUGUCAAUUUUGUCCAAGACCAUCCAAUAAUGUGACUUUAGAAGUUCAGAGAACUAUAAGAGGACUUGGAAUCUCAUUUUGAUGAAGCAAUAUUUUACGAUACAAUAAAAAUACUCUCAUUUGGUAUUUAAAAUCGUUUCAAAUUCCAGAAGCAAGCUUCAGCACUAUGCCUUUCAAUUUAUCUCUGAAAAAUGUACUAACUUCUGUAAUUGCACAGUAUACAAGCAUUUUUUUUAAAGUUGUUUUUUUUUUUUUCCUAGCAAGAUAGAGGAACCAAAGCAGUGAAGGGUCAAUCCUAGCCUCCUGUAUCUAUUAAUUACUGUUCAAUCAAUAGGUGUCAUAUAUUUAUGAUAAUUUUAAGAAUUGUUUUAAACUCAAAGUUAAUUUUAUGUUUCAGAGAUUAUUGUCUAUAAACAGCUAAUUAAUUUUCCCUUAAUUGGGUAGCCAAUCAGAACAAAAUCUGACUUGGGGAUAUUUUAAAGAUAUGUAAGUUUCACUGCAUUUUUGUACAUUUUAAGCAAACCAGGUUAAUAAUGUUGUCGAGUCGAACUUCUCAGGAAACUUGUUUUAAUAAAUAUGUAAGGAUAUCAACCAGCUACUCUUACUGCAA